Messenger RNA from Polistes canadensis, 1937 nucleotides. It is a transcript of the gene Rcd5, whose product is annotated as microspherule protein 1. Gene Ontology annotation, molecular function: G-quadruplex RNA binding; protein binding. The transcript is spliced from 6 exons. The coding region runs from base 142 to 1560 and encodes 472 amino acids. Lineage: Eukaryota; Metazoa; Arthropoda; Insecta; Hymenoptera; Vespidae. The record is from RefSeq and is a predicted model, not a curated record. Gene Ontology annotation, biological process: positive regulation of transcription by RNA polymerase II. Gene Ontology annotation, cellular component: Ino80 complex; MLL1 complex; NSL complex.
UUAUACUAACUUGUAUUUACGUUUAUAUUAUAUGAGAAUGCAUUAAGUUCAUGUCUGCAUGCAAUGUAUAUACGCAAUGCGAACAGAAUUAGCUGCUGGAAACAUUGUUUUUGUUAAAUUUCAUGAUAAGUUCAUAAAAUAAUGAGUAUAUCGACCUCGACAAAUGUAAACCAUAGUGGACAUUCACAUAGUGGAGAAGCUUUCUUAAAUAUCCCAGUUGAAUCCUCAAAUUUAGAUGCAUUAGCAACAAAACGGAGAAGUUCAUCGCGUACAAUAAAACGCAGAAAAUUUGAUGAUGAAUUGGUUGAAACAACAUUUAAUCUACAACCUUCUACUACAAGCACAAAAUCAGCAUCAAGGACACGGACUUUGUCGGUAUCUGCUAGUCCACAGGAUGUCUUGCCAUCGCAAAUUCUUGCAAGUCCUAUGCAAAUGCCACCAAACGUGACACAAAAUGAUAGAUGUAACCGUAGACCUCCUAGGCCAAGUGGUUCAAAUGGAUCUGGUAGAAAAAGUAAGAAAAAUAAAAGCCAUUCACAUUCGGUGAAUGCUACAAAAGAUCUUGGCCGAUGGAAACCUACUGACGAUUUAGCUUUAAUAACCGGUGUACAACAAACAAAUGAUCUACGUAUGGUACAUCGUGGUACAAAAUUUUCAUGUCGAUUUACGCUUCAAGAAAUUCAACAAAGAUGGUAUGCUUUAUUAUAUGAUAGUGCAGUUUCUCGUGUAGCUGUUCAAGCUAUGAGGAAUUUACAUCCUGAAUUAAUAGCUAGUGUGCAAGCAAGAACUUUAUAUAGUAAAGCUGAAGAAGAUCUUCUUGGUACUGUAAAAUCAACUUCUCAGCCAACACUAGAGGUUUUUCAAGAACUUCUUGAAGCAAAUGCACAUACAUUUUAUCCACAUAGAACAGCUAAGGCGUUACUUGCUCACUGGCAAGUGAUGAAACAGUAUCAUUUAUUGCCAGAUCAAACAGUUCAAAGUUUACCUAAAGGUGAACAUGUAUUAAGUUUUUCCGAUGCUGAAGAUAUGAUUGUUGAUGCAGAAUUAAUGGAACAGAAAGAUGAAGCAGUAGAUGUUGAACUUGUAACAUUGGAUAGGAAGAAUAAAAGAGAAAUUAGAAUGCUAGAGAAUGAAAUUGGAAGAUGGCAUGUUCUUGUUGACAGUGUAACAGGUGUUAAUCCACCAGAUUUUGACAAUCAAACAUUGGCAAUACUCAGAGGUCGACUUGUCAGAUAUCUUAUGAGAUCUCGAGAGAUAACUGUGGGAAGAUCUACGAAGGACCAUAAUGUCGAUGUAGAUUUGAGUUUAGAAGGACCAGCAUGGAAAGUAUCUCGUAGACAAGGUACAAUUCGUUUACGAAAUAAUGGUGAUUUCUUUUUAUCUUCUGAAGGAAAGAGACCAAUUUUUGUGGAUAGUAGACCGAUUCUUGCUGGAAAUAAAAUAAAAUUGAACAAUAACAGUGUAAUAGAGAUAGCAGGGCUGAGAUUCAUAUUUUUAAUAAAUCAAGAACUGAUUUCUGUAAUACGCCAGGAGGCUGUUAAACUAAAUUUAAAUCCUUAAAUUACAUAUAAUGUGUGUGACCAAGAAUAUUGCAUUCAAUACUCCCACAAUUAUCUUUAACAUUGAAAUAUUCGUAUAAUGUAUUGUUUUUAGUACAAAUUUAUAAUUAUGAUUACAUUCUCUAUGUUAGAAUAAAAUAUAAGUUGUCAGUGUGCGAAAAAACUUACGUAGUAUACAAUCAGUAAAGUAACGAUAUUUCAUUUUUGACCGUUGAAUUGUAUAUUUAACAAACCGUGCCAAUGUAUGGACAAUUGUAUAUUUUUUUUGGUUUUUCAUCAUUUAUUAGAAAUACCUACAGUGUAACUUGUACAAAAGCAGUCAUAUAGCAGUCGUAGUAUAUAAUGUUAGUGCUUUUUGUAAUAAAGGGCACAAAAAGA